Molecule: messenger RNA, 1382 nt
Organism: Malus domestica (apple)
Lineage: Eukaryota; Viridiplantae; Streptophyta; Magnoliopsida; Rosales; Rosaceae
Product: zinc finger protein 1-like
Biological process (GO): negative regulation of abscisic acid-activated signaling pathway
Source: RefSeq, a predicted model, not a curated record
GACCUUUUAACUGUAAAACAGUGGUCUAUCCUUCUAUACAUAGGAGUAGGACACCGCAUUUAUUACUAUCAUAUCAAAACAUAUUCUUCUCCAUCAUUUUAGACUCCUCAAAUCUCAUCACCCCAGAAGGAAAAAAUUCUCACAUCUUUUCCUCAUGAAGCCCCAUGCAUCUGAUCCAUCCCUCUCUGAAAACUCAAGCAUUUUCCCACGCUCAGAGGCACCACUACCACCAAACCUACUCGAAGGCCCAAAUAUGGUAACCCCAAGUGCAGAAAAGCAACCAUCUGUACAAGAUCAUCACCAAGGACACCCUCAAGAUCAAAUCCGUAAUCUUGCAUUGGAUCUAAGCCUCUCAAACAAGAAAUCUGAUCAUGGGUCGAAGCCGGAACUCAACCUCAUCAACUGUUUUGAUUCAAACAACACAUCAAGAAACUCUUCAUCAGAGACUUCCAGUCCCAAAGGUGCUACUACUACUACUACUGCUACUACUGAUUUCAAGCCAAGGGUUUUCUCCUGCAAUUAUUGCCGGAGAAAAUUUUACAGUUCACAAGCUCUCGGAGGGCACCAAAAUGCUCAUAAGAGAGAAAGAACACUUGCCAAAAAAGGGCAAAAGAGUAAUUGUACUGCAGCAGCAGAGGAUGCCUUGAUGAGGCUUCCAAGUUUACUCUCUUCACACAGAUUCUCCAGCAUGGCUUCUCUCCCUUUGCAUGGCUCCUUCAAUGAUAGGUCACUUGGUAUUCAAGUGCAUUCCACAAUUCACAAGCCUUGUUACCAAUCAAACACCUUUGGUGAGAAUAAUAAUGGUAACUAUGGGUGGUUUAGACGGCCUAUUGAUCAUCAACAUGCAAUCGGGCGGCUUGUUUCACCCAACAAUGUUUUUCAUGUGCAGGGCGGCGUAGGUUCCUCCUCCUCACCAUCGAGUGGUGGCGUUGGAAGGUUUUCCUAUAGUACUAAUGGUCGGAAGUUUUCUCCGGUGGCGGAAGGAAUUGGAGGGUUGUGGUGGACUAAUAGUGCUGCUGGCCAUUUUAAUGCUAAACAAGAUGAGUUGCAGAAGCUUGACUUGUCCCUCAAGCUCUAAACUCUUUCUCAAUUUAUCUUUUUCUCUUCUUUUUUUUUAAUUUCUUUUUUAAAUUUAAAGCCAUCCCUUUUAACCGAUCAAUUUCAGGCUUCCUCGCUCUUUGAGUUUCAUGUAUGUGUUGCAACUUUUGUACACAUUUCUUUUAGGUAUAGUUGACAUUUUCAGAGAAGUUUUGAACUUGGCUUUGAAUAUCCCAAUGCCAUAUGUUGCUUUUUUUUUCUUUAAUUCAAGAUCGUCACGACUUUCUCCCACAAAAUAAAGACUGAAUGCAACUAGAGAACCUGGAAAUUUGAGCUAGAAUGGU